This is a messenger RNA of Pseudogymnoascus verrucosus, 2156 nucleotides long. RefSeq lists its product as uncharacterized. Bases 148 to 2100 code for a protein of 650 amino acids. The transcript has a single exon. Lineage: Eukaryota; Fungi; Ascomycota; Leotiomycetes; Thelebolales; Thelebolaceae. The record is from RefSeq and is a predicted model, not a curated record.
AUUUCACAUAUGAGCACAACAGCGCACGAAGAACCCCAGUAGGAAAAGACUGUCGAUGUAUAAACUAGAGUUUAUGAAAUAUAGACAUCGACGAGAACAAAUAUAAAAUAGAGAAGAGGGCCGCAUUGAAAAUUCAGCUACAGCCGCAUGCAAUAUAUAUCUGAAUCUGUCGUUACAGAGGCCACCAACAUGGCCAUCGACUCUAGCCCAAUGCCACAAUCCUGCUUUAAUCCCCUUGCCGGGAAUCCUCACAAAACCCGCGACGAUAUAAUCGCUGCUGUUCAUACCCUCUUUAAUCCAUUGCUGCCCGCUUUCUCUGCAGGCAGGGCGCGCGUACAGCUCGAUUCAUCAGGCUCAACCUGGGACCGCGCCGCCUGCGAUUUGGAAGGAUUCGCGCGUCCCCUCUUCGGACUUGUACCUCUCGCCGCAGGCGGAUCCCACUUUGAGCAUUGGGACAUAUAUCGUGAGGGCCUGAAAAACGGUACUAACCCAGCACACCCGGAAUACUGGGGCCCGGUCACGGACAUGGAUCAGCGACAUGUUGAAGCCACAGCUCUUGGAUAUGCAUUACUCGUCGUUCCACAGCACGUCUGGGACCCCUUCGAUGAGACUACAAAGAAAAAUGUUGCCGACUGGUUGAUUGAAAGCCGGAAUACAAAACACGCGAAUAAUAACCACAAGUUCUUCCGAGUUGUGGUCGAUCUUGGGCUUGAGAAAGUCGGAGUCGCGGUUGAUCAAAGCGGCACGGAACAAUAUCUCCAAGACCUGGAAGAGAUGUAUGUUGGCGAGGGCUGGUUCCGUGAUAAUGGCAAUAUAGAGGAUUCCCGACGGCUUGAUUGGUAUAACGCCUUCGCAUGGCACUACUACGGACUCCUCUACGCCGUGCAUCGUCCUGAGGACCAGGCUCGUAGCGCUCGAUUCCGGGAACGAGCGCGGCUGUAUGCCCAGCAUCUUGUUCAUUGGUAUGCGGAUAGUGGUGCCAAUGUGCCCUAUGGGCGAAGCCUGAUCUAUCGCCAGGCGACAGCUGCAUUCUGGGGGGCGUUGGCUGUCGCCAACGAGGAGGUCCUGCCUUGGGGUGUGCUUAAGGGCUUAUACCUGCGAAACCUGCGAUGGUGGGCUUCGCAACCUAUCUGUCGACGCGACGACGGCCUUCUGACUUUGGGAUACGCCUACCCGAAUCAACUGCCGACUGAGCGCUACUGCUCGACCGGUUCGCCAUGGUGGUCGAUGAAGGCCUUUGCACCCUUGGCUCUUUCAGCAGACCACCCCUUCUGGACAGCGGACGAACUACCCAUGCCCAGCAGAUCUCCAGUAUAUGCAGACCCAACUGCAGGAAUGGUCUUCACACACCAGCAAAGUCAUACCGUGAUGCUGGUGUCGGGCCCAGGCACUACGCAGAUGAUGAGAGGCGUGCCGGAGAAAUACUUCAAGUUUGCGUACUCUUCUCGCUACGGAUUCAGCGUGGAGAGCGAUGCUUUGGCCUUCAAUCAAGCCGUAUUCGAUAGCAUGAUUGGCUUCAGCGAUGACGGGAAGCACUAUCGUGUGCGCGAACAUGUUAAUACUGCUGCCCUGGCGGGAGACGUUCUCUUUUCAACCUGGACACCAUGGAGCGAUGUCACGGUUGAAACAUGGAUCAUACCAAGUGGAGCAUGGCACCUUCGUGUCCAUCGCAUCACUUCUCUACGGUCCCUUCAAACGAUAGAAGGUGGCUUCGCCGCCCCUCGCACGGAUUUUGAUGCUGACCAAAGGUUUGAGGUAGGUUCCUCGGCGUAUGUGGUGAGCAAACUGGGCGACUUUAGCGGUAUUCUCGACGAUUCGCCUCACGAACGGCUUGCUAGAGUCAAUGCUCCUCAUGGAAACACUAGUUUGAUGUUUCCCCGGACUUUGAUUCCGCAGCUCCUCGGGAACGUGGAGGCGAACGUACCAGCUGUAUUUGCGAGUGCUAUUCUGGCGGGUCCCGAUGUGCAAGCGCUGUUGCAGACGUGGACUAGUCCUCCAAAGAUUCCGACAGUAGAAGAGCUGGAGAAGCUAGUGGAAGAAAGGGGAGUCACGAUCAAGAUUACAGAGGACUACAAUCCGACGCGUCAAUGGUACCCUUAACUUUGCCUAGAUAUCAUUAGAAAACAUGUCAUGUAUUUCGUGGUCUUACAUCUAAG